UGUUUGUGGGAGUAAAUAGCGCCCCCUCCCGCGGAAUAAGCUGAAAAAAUUUGUUCACCCGUUGGUGGGUAGAAUUUGUGCAAAGCCUCAAAAGUGUCAUAAAACUGCAGUUUACAAGUUCGAAACGUGAAUAUAAAUAAAUCAAAGACUGCGGCCAGUCAAACCCAUUAAAGAACACACACGGUCUGGGGUUUACCCAAUGGUCUGGUCUGGGUAAAACCUUAAUUAAUGGUUAUAUAUUUUAUUUUGAAAACAUGUUUCGCAUGACUAAUGAAACGGGUUGAUGCUAUAAUAAAAGUUAGGGCCUCGAGAAAAAACUCAAAAAAUAAGAAAAGUCAGACAAACGCCUCAAGGCUCGGAGAUCUGGGCAGCAAUGGUCAAGCGCACGCACACACACACACAAAAGGCUUUAGUGGUGGAACCUGCAAAAACAACAAAAUGAGUAGCAGCAGCAUUGUCGGCCUUAACUACAAUUCAUCAUCGCUAAUUGUCAACAAAAGCAAAUUUAUUAACGUUAAAUAAACACUAAAAAUAAACACCCAAACGCCAGGCAAGCAAGCAAGUAAUUAUGCUUGACCCUGGUCCAACAAUAGACGCCAUAGCCACAGCAACAACCACAACCGCAGUUCCAUCUCCGUCUUCGAUUUCAACGCCGCUCUUGCUGGCGGGAGUGUAAGCCUAAGUCUAAACCGCCCCCCUGCCUGAGCAGCGUCAGAAGCUGAAUAACAUAACAUUUGGGAGUCGCACCGCAUACGUCGCGACGCUUGGACCCGCCCAAGCGCCAAGCGGAUCGUUUUCGUAACCGGAAUAUACCCACGUAGAAAAAUAUAUAACGAACCAUAGGAGGUACGCACCAUGGUGGCCGUGGGCAGUCUACACAACACGCGCAUGCUGCGCUUCCUCUUAGUCCUAGUGGUUUUCAUCCUCACCAUUUUUAUCUAUGCCUCGUAUUCGACGACGGCAACGUUGACACCACCGCGUGUCCGACCAGCAGCUUCACCGCCUCAGCAACUGGUGGGCGACAAUCCGAACCAAAUGUUAACCCCGAACAACACUGGAGAGUUCGGACUGGCCACGGGCGACGCUGUGCCCAAGGUCCAAAGCAGGCAGCAGCAGCAGCACACAGAAAUUCAUAAAAGGCACCCGCCACAGCAUCGUCUGCCCACGAUCGAUGAGGAUGCCCUGCUGGACGGAGGCUCUGCUGGUGCCAGCCCCAGCCAGGUUGGCGUUGGCGGUGCUGACCAGACGCCCAAUGCCAUUGCCGAUGAGAUGCUCGAGGAGCAGCAGUAUGGCCAAAGUGUUGAUGGUAUCACUGGCAACAUCAGCAGCAACAACAACAUCAGCAAUAGCAACGGCACCAGCGAGGCGUUGGUUGUCAAACAACCAGCCACUGGCCCUGGCUCCCCCGCCCAAUCGCAACAGUCGCCCAGUCAGCAGCAGCAGCAGAAGCAACAGCAGCAGGCACGAUCCGAAGCAGAGGUUCUCAUACCCACUUCUAAUUUGCAAAAGUUCAUUGAGAAUGCCGAUAAGAUAUUGAAGAACAUCACAUCGAACAGCAGCAGCAGCAGCGGAGGCGGUGGCACCGGCAGCGGCAGUGGAGUUGCCGUACCAGCAAACGGAAAUGACCAGCACAUAGAUAAGGCCAACCCACAACCGGAGGAGACACAAAUCAAUUUGUUGGAUGGAAAGAACGAAGUCUUUGAGGGAUACUCAGCUGAUUCGGACAAACAGAAGCUAGUGCCCCCUUCUAAUGCCAAGAAAAACCAUGUGGAAUCAGCGGUUCAGUCUGCCAGACCACCUGUACCAAUUAUACGCACCACAAAGGGUAGGAGCAGCGUUAAGGAGCAAUCUACGCCGGUGGAUCCCUCCAAAGGGGUGGCUACAGAGAAGCUCUACGAGUCCGGCCACAUCGACGAGGAGAUCGAUGCCGAUCACAUUUGUCCGCACGCGGGAGAACCCAUAAAGCUGCUUGUGCUCAUCAGUUCUGCACAGUCGCACGAAGCGGCGAGAAUGUCUAUCAGACAGACUUGGAUGCACUAUGGAAGCAGGCGGGAUGUAAGCAUGGCCUUUGUUCUGGGCCGCGGCACCAAUGAAACGAUUAACAAGGCUCUCACCAAGGAGAACUAUAUCUAUGGGGAUCUGAUACGCGGAAACUUUAUAGACUCGUACAAUAAUCUAACACUGAAGACGAUCUCCUCGUUGGAAUGGGCGGACAAGCACUGCCACCGUGCCAAAUACAUUCUCAAGACAGAUGACGAUAUGUUCAUCAAUGUGCCGAAGCUGCUGGCCUUCCUGGACAAGCACCAGGACAAGCGAACCAUCUACGGCCGCCUGGCCAAGAAGUGGAAGCCCAUACGUAAUAAGAAAUCAAAGUAUUAUGUAUCGGUCGAUCAGUUUGCGGCUGGUGUGUUUCCCUCCUUCACCACCGGACCCGCCUACGUUCUCACCGGUGACAUUGUUCAUGAGCUGUAUGUCCGUUCGCUGAAGACAGUCUAUCUGAAGCUGGAGGAUGUCUUCACCACGGGCAUUGUGGCCAAGAGCUUAGACAUUAAGCGGGUGCAGGUGAACGAGUUCGUCAAUCGCCGCAUCUCGUUCAACCCGUGCAACAUACGCAACGCGAUCAGCGUGCACAUGAUCAAGUCGAACGAACAAUUUGAUCUGUGGAAGAAGCUGCUGGAUCAGACAACCAAGUGUAAAUAGUAUUUUAAGUUUAGAUUGUGAAGGGAGGGAGCAGAUAGUUAGCAGAGGGAAAGUGAGUCUAUAUAAGAUGAUGAUAGAGAAUGAAUGGAUGUAGCAAAACGCAGCUAUAGGGUUAUUAGCAUUACGUCUAGUUUCUAAGUCCUAGGAAUAUCACAAAUAUUUGUCAUCGAUCAAUAGUAUCUUUAUCUGCAUAUAGUAACGUUACUCUUAAAUGCAUACCGACUGGAGACUGGGAGACCCGAGAACGAAGUGCGAAGAGAUUACAUUUUAAAGGUUUAGUAGUUUAAUUUUAGCAUUAUGAAUGCCAUUAUUUAAAUGAUAAUUACUGAGCGAUAACUGUGGUUAUAUCUUAACACUAAAUACAUGUAUGUAUAUAAAAAAAAA
Molecule: messenger RNA, 3084 nt
Organism: Drosophila guanche
Lineage: Eukaryota; Metazoa; Arthropoda; Insecta; Diptera; Drosophilidae
Exons: 4
Coding region: 856-2700 (614 amino acids)
Cellular component (GO): membrane
Molecular function (GO): hexosyltransferase activity
Source: RefSeq, a predicted model, not a curated record